ACAGCUCCUAAAACCACAACAAUCAAUGUGCGCCAACAACAAAACAAUAAUAAAGCAACUUUGUGAAUGUUGAAGAUCUACGAAUAAAAUAAAAAUAAAUCUGGCUACUACGUAGAUAUAAAUUAAACGACAAUUAUUUAAGAAUCUAUCACUUCAAAUGGAUAAAUAUGAAGCAUUUGGCUUACUUGGAGAAGGUUCUUUUGGCAGAGUUUAUAAAGCUAAAAGAAAUGAAGAUGGAAUCUUUGUAGCACUUAAAGUUAUCAGUAAGAGAGGUAGAUCUAAUAAAGAACUGACAGGUUUGAGGAGAGAAUGCAAGAUACAGAGGAAUCUACAUCAUCCAAACAUAAUUCAAAUGUUAGACUCUUUUGAAACUGACAAGGAGAUAGUGGUAAUAACAGAAUUUGCCCAUAAGGAACUCAAUUAUAUUUUGAGUAAGGAAGGAUAUUUAUCAGAAGAAAGAGUGCAGAAAAUAGUAUGGGACUUAGUUUCAGCCUUAUAUUAUUUGCAUUCCAAUAGAGUUUUACACAGAGAUUUAAAACCACAAAAUAUUUUGUUAGAUGCAAAUAACACUGCAAAAUUGUGUGAUUUUGGCUUUGCAAGAAAUAUGAGUACAGGCACACAUGUUCUCACAUCUAUUAAAGGUACACCACUUUAUAUGGCGCCGGAACUAAUCGAAGAACAACCCUAUGACCACAAUGCUGAUUUAUGGUCUCUAGGAUGUAUUAUCUACGAACUUCUUGUUGGCGCACCGCCAUUUUGCACUGCUUCAAUUCUCCAUUUAAUAAGACUGAUAAAACAUGAACAAGUGCAAUGGCCGACAUUUUUAUCGGAACAUUGCAUUUCAUUUCUCAAAGGCCUUCUGCAAAAGAAUCCUGGUAAACGCAUGUCGUGGCAAGAGAUUUUAAACCAUCCCUUUGUAAAGGGUCAUAUUAUAAUCACCGAACUUGCUCCCGCAAUGCCAUUGACUCGGCCUAUGUCGGCGAAUACUCUACAAGUGAAAGAACAUCAACGAAAUCAUCACAUCAGUCAAAAAAUAUCUAAACAAACGAAUAUUAAUACAACAAAAGUACAUACUGAAGAAGCUAAAGCUGAUCAUGACAAACCUACUACUAGUAAGGAUAAAACACAAAGUAGUAAAGAUAAACCACAAGCUAGUAAAAUAAGUAAGAGUGGUGAAACUAAAGUGACACCCACGACUUCCGUGGAAACAAAACGGCAGCAUAACGAACUGAAUGAAAGAAUCUCAAAAUUAUCUCUGGAAAGGAAUAAAAACACUCCGGAAUUAACUAAAGCAGAACCUCUAGAUUUUCAUGAAGACACCCAACCCAUAGAAAGUGAAGAAUGGGUUGUUUUUAUAUAUAAAACAAUGGAGGAGAUAAUGAAUGGUCAAAUAGAUUGCUUAUUGCAACCUGGUAGCACUAAUGUGCUUGUAAUCCCAUUGAGGAAUCCACGUGCAAGUCCCAAAGUAGUGGGUUUUGUGGCGAAUUUAUUUUGUUUACCGUUUGUCGUGACGGGUAUAAGUAGUGAGUCCAAGGAACAAAUUCUUCAGGUUUAUCUGGAUGUUAAACUCGUGCCUAAUUUGAUUUAUGCAUCGAAGCUCUUGAUACGAUUAAAAAACGCUAGCCAAGAAAAUGUCGACGUAUCAGCUGAGAUUAAGGAACGAAAUGUUGGAGAUUUGUCUGAAGAAGAGUUGCAAUGCUUGGAGCAUAUUUAUUUACUGAUAUGUCACUUGAUUUAUGUGGAAGAGAAGUAUGUCAGCCAGUUUUGCGAUUCGGUGGUAAUUCUGAACAUUUAUCAUCUUAUUAAUGGAUUUUUACAUUUAGGAAAGAAGAAAUUGAAGAUUGUAACUGAUUUAUUAGCUAUUUUAACGCAUGUGAUGCACAAAAAUCCUGAAAACUAUGAAAUUAUCGACAAAAUCAUUCAAACACCACAAGCUGGAGAAGGUUUGGACUUCGUUGGCAUGUUGCGUAGCAACGAGGCUCUGUUAAGAGAGAGAAUGUGCAAUUUUAUGCUGCAGGUUGCAAAAUUAACGCCUAAAACAAUUGAAUUGUUUUGGAAUCCUCAAAUUCGUGAUACCCUUGAAGCAUUGAUGUAUGAUUCAGUGGAAAACGUACGAAAUGCAGCCGAAUUAGCAGUGGACGAAUUGAAAGCCCACGAGUUCUACACGAAGAAGUCGCAUGAAAGUUGAAUUAAAUAAAAUAUACCGACUCAAUUUAUUGCAAAUCAUGAACAAUUACUUGUCCACAAUAUAAAUAUUUGUUGGUUGUGAAUCUUUACUUAAGCUUUCUUUAUAAUUCGCAAAUAUUUAAGUUUUAUUGUGCAAAUUUUAUUACUUUAUUUGCUUA
Messenger RNA from Dalotia coriaria, 2345 nucleotides. RefSeq names its product STKc_STK36 domain-containing protein fused (gene fu). The transcript has 8 exons. Gene Ontology annotation, biological process: protein phosphorylation. The coding region runs from base 158 to 2188 and encodes 676 amino acids. Lineage: Eukaryota; Metazoa; Arthropoda; Insecta; Coleoptera; Staphylinidae. Gene Ontology annotation, molecular function: protein kinase activity; ATP binding. The record is from RefSeq and is a predicted model, not a curated record. Gene Ontology annotation, cellular component: cytoplasm.